AAAUCCACAAACUUGUAUGGUUUGAUGUGAUACGUCAGAUUGUAAAGUUACUUUUAUUAUUACUUUUAUUAUAAAUUAGAUCUAAUGGAUUCUAUGAAAUUAUAUCAGUUAGCGGAUUUAUUUUGUGUUUGUAGUAGUUUUAUUUCUUAUUUUUAUUUUGUACCUGAUUAGUGAUUCGACAGCGGUUAAAGCAUACCAAAUCGAUCCUUUGUCUGGCCUUGGGUUUUUUUUUGGGUCAUUUGCAAUCAUUCUAAGUUGGAUGAAUUGAGUCCCUUCCAAACAAUUUCUAAUAAUCAUUGAUCCCACUUCCUAAUAACCAAAAUAUAAUUUCAUCCUUGUGCGAACACAAUCCAAAAUAUAAAAAAGAAGCUUUAAGAAUGACCAAUGUUACUUGUUCAAGACCAGGAAAAAAAGUAAUUCUCUAUUCUUGAUUUGGGAUAAUGUGCGUUUACGAGGGCCCUUAAAAUAGCGCAAAAGUCGAGAUCAAACCAUGUGCACAAGCUAAGCUGUAUACAAACUCGUGUCAUGCCUUUAUAUAUCCUUAAUGAACAUUUAACGGUCAACGUUUUCCCUUCGUAGCAGUUGGAGUUUCUCGGGUUUUGGUCAAGUUUACAAUAUAAAGAUUGAACAGUGUUUAGGGAUGUGGGAUUUGUUAGCUUUCUGUCUUUGAAUAUACGCCUCGUGCAAUAAUCUAAGCCAUGAGCACAGUUGAACUUGAAUCUCACUUCAACUAAUUCCCCCACUAGCUAGAAACAAUCAAAAGGCAAAAGCAAACCAGUGUUGAUAGAUGCUAUCUUUUGAUUCUUUUGAACCUAACCUCUCUUUAUCCUCAAGCAAAGUACACCAUGAAAAGUCACUUCUAUAAAUACAGAAAGAAUAGCUUUUCUUUCUUCAGCUAGCUAUAGCCUAAGAUUUUCCCUGCUUGAUGCAGCUGUUUCCACAAGUUUUAUCUUGCUUUUACAGUUACAUUGCUACUUGUUUGUGCAUGUUCCCUGUAUUUAAUUUGUCAUAUAGAGCUAUUGGAAUUCCAACAAAUCGAAGUCUUUGGAUCCAAUAACAGAGAGUAGAGGAUGAUGCAGAAAAGGGCAGUUUUAUUAGUUGUUCUUCUCCUCCACAGCCAUGUAGUCUUUGCUUCAGACCCAGAUCCAGUUCUGGACUUCUGCGUAGCCCCCAAAUCAUCAGCAAACAGUAAUCACUCAUGCAAGAACUCAUCAGCCGUUACUGUGGAAGACUUCACAUUCUCAGGCAUAAAAUAUCCUGGAAACUACAGCCAAACUGGCUUUUCAGCCAUGCCAGUGAAUUCAAAUGUCUUUCCAGGUUUAAACACGCUUGGCAUGUCAUUUGUGAGAGCAGACUUUGAUGUUGGUGGUAUCAACGUGCCACAUUUCCAUCCUAGAGCAACCGAGACUGCGUUUGUGCUGGAGGGGAGGAUUUAUUCGGGAUUUGUUGAUACAAGUAACAGGAUUUUUGCAAAAGUGGUUGAGAAAGGAGAGGUCAUGGUGUUCCCUAGAGGUCUGCUACACUUCCAGAUGAAUGUUGGAGAUACCCCAGCGAGUAUUUUGGGGAGUUUCAACAGCCAGAACCCAGGGUUGCAGAAAAUCCCAACUGCAAUUUUUGGGUCCGGAAUCAAAGAAGAGCUUUUGGAGAAGGCUUUUGGAUUGAGUGCUAGGGAGAUCGCCAAAUUGAGGAGGAAAUUUGUUCCCCACUGAUUAAGCUAGAGGGUGGACUGCAGUUGUGUCAACUUAUUUUUGAUAAAAAUUUGAUAAAGUGUGGCACUGCAUGGUUUAUGAGCUAAGUUAGAUUGUAGCAAUUCAUGCAUACAUGUAUUGAUGAUAUUUGUCGUUGACUUAUAAUAAAAUUCCAUUAGUGCAGGUUCUUUCAA
Messenger RNA from Carya illinoinensis, 1882 nucleotides. Its product is annotated as germin-like protein subfamily 3 member 2. NCBI's taxonomy places the organism in Eukaryota, Viridiplantae, Streptophyta, Magnoliopsida, Fagales, Juglandaceae. Gene Ontology annotation, molecular function: manganese ion binding. The record is from RefSeq and is a predicted model, not a curated record. The transcript has a single exon. Bases 1071 to 1709 code for a protein of 212 amino acids. Gene Ontology annotation, cellular component: cell wall.